Eptesicus fuscus (big brown bat) is the source of this 868-nucleotide messenger RNA. RefSeq names its product canopy FGF signaling regulator 4 (gene CNPY4). Gene Ontology annotation, molecular function: signaling receptor binding. Gene Ontology annotation, cellular component: endomembrane system. The coding region runs from base 129 to 866 and encodes 245 amino acids. NCBI's taxonomy places the organism in Eukaryota, Metazoa, Chordata, Mammalia, Chiroptera, Vespertilionidae. The record is from RefSeq and is a predicted model, not a curated record. The transcript has 6 exons.
GUGCGCCUCCGGUGAUAGGCUAGAGACUAUUAAAGUUGCCGCCAACCCCCUCGGAAUUAAAAGGGCCCGCUGCCUUCCCGAAGUUGGUUAGAAGGCAAGCGGUGUUUGGUUGUGGGCAGCACUUUGUCAUGGGACCUGUGCCGUUGGGAAUAUUGCUUUUCAUUUUGACUGCAUACGUCCCAGGUUGGGCUGGGACGCCGAAGGAGGAGGACGAUGACACAGAACGCUUGCCCAGCAAAUGCGAAGUGUGUAAGCUGCUGAGUCUGGAGCUACAGGAAGAGCUGAGUCGCACUGGACGAUCUCGAGAGGUGCUGGAGCUGGGGCAGGUGCUGGACACGGGCAAGAGGAAAAGACACGUCCCUUACAGCGUUUCAGAGACAAGGCUAGAAGAGGCCUUGGAGAAUUUAUGUGAGCAAACUCUGGAUUACAGUGUUCAUGCUGAGCGCAAGGGCUCACUGAGAUAUGCCAAGGGGCAGAGUCAGACCAUGGCGACGCUGAAAGGCCUGGUGCAGAAGGGAGUAAAGGUGGAUCUGGGGAUCCCUCUGGAGCUGUGGGACGAGCCCAGUGUGGAGGUCACAUUCCUCAAGAAGCAGUGUGAGAAAAUGCUGGAGGAGUUUGAAGAAGUCGUGGAAGACUGGUACUUCCACCAUCAGGAGCAGCCCCUGCAGCAUUUUCUCUGUGAAGGUCAUGUGCUCUCAGCUUCUGAAACUGCAUGUCUACAGGAAACUUGGACUGGAGAGGAGACCACAGAAGGGCAAGAGAAGACAGAAGGGGAGGAGGAGCAAGAUCAAGAGGAGGAGAAGGAAAAGGAAGGAGAGAUGACUAGCACACCGGGCCACGCCAAGCAUGACCCAGAGGAUCUUUGACC